Messenger RNA from Alligator sinensis (Chinese alligator), 885 nucleotides. It is a transcript of the gene GRXCR1, whose product is annotated as glutaredoxin and cysteine rich domain containing 1. The coding region runs from base 1 to 885 and encodes 294 amino acids. NCBI's taxonomy places the organism in Eukaryota, Metazoa, Chordata, Crocodylia, Alligatoridae. The transcript has 5 exons. The record is from RefSeq and is a predicted model, not a curated record. Gene Ontology annotation, cellular component: stereocilium; kinocilium. Gene Ontology annotation, biological process: inner ear receptor cell stereocilium organization; sensory perception of sound.
AUGCUUAAAAAUGAGGUGAAGACUGAAGUUGAGAGACUGUCAAGGAAAGUCCGCUUUCGAAUUGCUUCUUCUCAUAGUGGGAGAGUACUAAAGGAGGUGUAUGCAGAUGGAGAAACUGCAGACUCUUUAGAUUCUGAAUGUGCCAGUAGUUCGGAGACUGACCAAAACAGCAGACUGAGUGAACUGGAUGGACAGCAGAAUGGACAUUUAGGAUCGGAGUGUGAUGAAAAUGAAAAUGAGCAGGAUGACUUGCUCAUUUUAGCAAGAGCAACUAAAGACAAGGGGUUUGGUACAAAACGAGUCAACAUUCUAAGCAAAAAUGGUACAGUCAGAGGAGUUAAACAUAAAGUCAGUGCUGGUCAAGCUCUGUUUGAUAAUUUGGCAAAAGUCAUACAGCAGGUAUCAACAGUUCUAGAAUUUGGUCGCAUCAUAAUUUAUACUACCAGCCUUCGUGUGGUUAGAACCACUUUUGAAAGAUGUGAACUGGUAAGGAAGAUCUUCCAAAAUCACAGAGUGAAGUUUGAAGAGAAAAACAUUGCUCUGAACAGUGAUUAUGGAAAAGAACUAGAUGAAAGGUGCAGGAGGGUAUGUGAAGUUCCAUCACUACCUGUUGUGUUUAUUGAUGGCCAUUAUCUUGGGGGUGCUGAGAAAAUUUUGUCAAUGAAUGAAUCGGGGGAGCUUCAGGAUCUCUUAACCAAAAUUGAGAGAGUGCAGCACCCCCACGAGUGCCCCUCUUGUGGGGGUUUUGGCUUCCUUCCAUGCUCAGUGUGCCAUGGGAGCAAGAUGUCAGUGAUUCGGAACUGUUUUACAGACUCUUUCAAAGCCCUCAAGUGUACUGCUUGCAAUGAGAAUGGGUUACAGCGCUGCAGGAGCUGUGCAAGCUAA